Molecule: messenger RNA, 2944 nt
Organism: Eurytemora carolleeae
Lineage: Eukaryota; Metazoa; Arthropoda; Copepoda; Calanoida; Temoridae
Gene: su(sable)
Exons: 5
Coding region: 141-2855 (904 amino acids)
Biological process (GO): negative regulation of DNA-templated transcription
Cellular component (GO): nucleus
Molecular function (GO): metal ion binding; RNA binding
Source: RefSeq, a predicted model, not a curated record
GUUCGAAUAUCAUCCAGAAAAUCCGCAAUCUAUUGAAACAUCAAAUGGAUACGUUAUUGCUUGGGAACCCAAAACAGAAAAGACAAUUUUCAAAAUAAAACACGUUUAAAAUAGAUUUAACGUAAGGACAAUGAGAGGAAAUGAACGAAUCUGAGAUGACAGUAAGCAAUUCCGAAGAGGGAGGAGACAUGAAGGGGGAGAUGGUGUUACAGGAGCCUGAGAUUGAUCUUGAGGAGGGAGAGUGCAGUGAUGAUGAGGUUCCAGAAGAAGAACCUGAACAACAGAUUGAACCAGUUAUUGAACCGGUCAAGGAGAGAUCAAAAGAAAAAGAGGAGAGGAAGGAGAAAAAGCAUAAACGAAGGAGUAGAAGUGGAUCCAAGGAUAGGCAUAGAAGUAGGAAACAUAAGAAGAAAAAGGGGAAGGAUAAGGAUAAAGAGAAGGAGAGAGAAGAAGAAGUGGAUGAUGAAACAGCCAAGAAAAGAGCAAUGAUGAAACGCAUGAAAGCACUGGAAGGUGUUAUGGGUCUAGUUGAGUCUGAAUCAGAAGGACGAAGUGCUGAAUCCAGAUCUCCAUCCCCUGGUUCCUUGAGAGAAAAGAGGAAGAGGGAUCCUAAUGAACAGGAUCCAGGACGGAAGAAAUGGAAAGGUCCUAAAAGUCGAUAUUGUAAUCUCUACCUACAGGGAAAGUGUCCGAGGGACGCCGAAGAUUGCAUGUUUUCACAUGAUUUUGAUGUGCCAAAGGUAUUUGAACUGUGCAAGUUCUACGUGUAUGAUAGAUGUGUGAAGAAGGACAAGUGCCUGUAUCUUCAUAAAGAGUUCCCUUGCAAGUUCUACCAUCUUGGAAUAGAUGUGGAACAUUCUGACGAGGCCUGCAAGUUUUCUCAUCAACCUCUCAAUGAUUUAUCUAGAAAUCUUCUGCUCAAACAUGUUGAAACAGCACCUAAAGAACUUCUCGGAGAUUUCCCCCGACUAUCACGCCACGAGGCUGUAACCCAUAUACUCAACACUGAAGCUAAGUUAAAAGAUUGGAAUCACUCUGACCGAACCCCUGGUAGUAGGUGGGAUAUGACCACAGAGUCUCCACUACCUUUGAACAAGGACGGGCGUGUACCGGAAUUUGACGGAUUUCUAAGUUUGACCGGGCAUGAUGUACAAGGCAGGGAUCCUUUCAACCCGCAGCCCCCAACCUGGAGAGGAGGGGGUGUGGGAACCAUGGGUAUUCUUGGUUCUCCUCCUAAAUCCAAACCUUCCAAACCUGCAGGUCUCAUGGAGAUUAAACUUAAUGAAAACGUGAUACGAAAGUUCUUGUCAAACCAGAGAAUGAAAAGUGAAAAUAAAUCCGAGGGAAGUGAUCAGGAUAGAGAAGCUUCGUGGGAGAGGGAACCAGGAGGAGGAGGAGACGAAACUCCAGAGAUAACUCCCCCAGUAUCUCCUGCCCAGGAUUGUGAAGACUCUGAAUAUCCAGAAAUGCCAAAAACUCAAUUAAAACUAUAUCAAAGGAUUCAACAGAAAGUGAAAAAAGAAUCUACUGUUUCUGAAACUAAAGAUUGGGAACCAAAGCAAGAUUACUAUUAUAGUGAUGAUGAAAAAGAUUCAAGUUUGCUUAAGAAUGUUCUCAGUAACCUUAAAUCGGAGAAAUCGGAAUCUCCCGAAUCACAAGGAACCUCGCUUCCCCUGGAGCUAACAAGCAUGUUGAAUUCUAUAGGAAAGAACAGUCCCAAAACGGGCAAUAUUUCUCCAACCUUCAACAGUCAUGUUAGUCAAAAGGAUGAGAAGAAAGACCCAAGAACUGGCAUGGUCGGUCCAAGGAAAGCCAGAGAAGCCCGGAAAGAGGAAGAAGAACGGCUGGAACGAGAAAAGGAUCAGAGAAUCCUAGAUCUUGAUCUUGGUUCAGUUUUCGAGGAUCUAGAUCUUCCUAUGCUCAACAUGAGCCCUAAACAGACGGAAGAAGAGAAAUAUUUGUCUGAUAGACUAGGUCUUCCUUUUAAACCUCAUAUUUAUAACGUUGCCAAAGAGAUUGAUGCAAGUAUAAACUCCCAUCCUCCAAUGGAUUGGAAUCUUGUCUCCGUAGAUGUUUUGCCAAGAGAUUAUUCAACCAUUAAGCAUCAUUUCUCCGCCAGUCAAAUAGAGCUUGAUCCUAGACUCCGACGGUUCGGAAAAUCUGGAGUUGCCAAGAUGAAAGAUUUACCUCUUCCCAACAUGCCAGCUCCGAAAUCUGAUCCUCGGUUAAAAGGAAAGACGGAUCCAAGGAGACCUCCUAAUACUGAGACCCGGAGAAGAUCUAGCGAGGAUAGUGAUGGAAACCAUGUUUACAACCCUGCCAGAGAACUCAAUAAAGAGAGAUCUGUGCCUGGGAAUCCUGGGUUUGGUCGCCAGAACUCCAGGUACAUCGAACAGCAGCCCAUAGAUGAAACCUUUAGUCCAGGAAUGGAUUACAGCGAGGAGAACUACCCUGGAGCACAGGAUCAAUAUGAGAACCAGGAAUAUUUUCAAAAUCAGGAUCAAUUAAAUCCUAAUAUGCCAAUGGAUUAUGAUGAAUCUGGAGAACCCAUGAACUCCGGGUUUCCAGGAAACCAGAAAAUGACCUUUGAACAAAUGCAGUUCUCAAUGGGGAUGUUUAAAGGUAUCCAGCAGAAUAUGGAGACCAUGUUACACCAGGGACCAGGCAGGGAUCCCAGGAUGCGACCCGGUUUUAAUCCGAAUCGUUUUCCCGGAUUUCAUAACCGGGGGUUCCCACCGGGCGGUCCGGGACGGGGGCAGUGGAACCCCAGGUUUGGUAGGGGAGACUUGAGGGGUCAUCCGGGGGGAAGGGGAGGGAUAAACACCCUUAGUACCAGGGAUCCUAGGGUUAAAUAGACAAAUGUCUAUUGAAAUUAAACUCGAGGUUUUCUAACCGCUGUGAUUCUAAUAUUAAUAUUAUUUAAGAAUAUAUUUUGAAAUCUGAA